This is a messenger RNA of Alosa alosa (allis shad), 1022 nucleotides long. RefSeq names its product rho GDP-dissociation inhibitor 1-like. The record is from RefSeq and is a predicted model, not a curated record. Gene Ontology annotation, cellular component: cytoplasm; membrane; cytosol. Gene Ontology annotation, molecular function: Rho GDP-dissociation inhibitor activity; protein binding. Lineage: Eukaryota; Metazoa; Chordata; Actinopteri; Clupeiformes; Clupeidae. The coding region runs from base 114 to 755 and encodes 213 amino acids. Gene Ontology annotation, biological process: Rho protein signal transduction. The transcript has 6 exons.
CGUGUAGUGCAGUGCGGGCGUCUCCGCUUUCAGUUCGCCAUACUUGCACAAAGCGGCAGUGCACAGACAAUUGGUGAAAGCAGCCGGAAAAGGCAUCGGUGGAAGCUAACGUCAUGGCUGAGCAUGAACCUACUGAAGAGCAGCUGGCGGCCAUCGCGGCGGAGAACGCCGAGAGUGAGAGCGAGACGGUCAACUACAGACCCCCCGCCCGCAAGACCCUGCAGGAGAUCCAGGAGCUCGACAAGGAUGACGAGAGCUUGCAGAAGUACAAGAAGGCCUUGCUGGGAGAUGGCCACGAAUCUGGUGUGGCUGUGUGUGCUUCAGCUGCAGACCCGGCUGUUCCAAACGUCCAGGUGACUCGGCUGACCUUGGUGUGUGAUACCACCCCAAUUCCCCUCACCUUGGACCUGCAGGGAGAUCUGGAGCAAUUCAAGAAGCAAAGCUUUGUGUUAAAAGAGGGGGUUGAGUACAGGAUUAAGAUCAGCUUCAAGGUGAACCGGGAGAUUGUCUCUGGCCUGAAGUUCACCCAGCAGACCUACAGGAAAGGAGUGCGAAUUGAUAAGUCGGACUACAUGGUGGGCAGUUACGGCCCGCGGCCUGCCGAGUACGACUUCCUGACCCCGCUGGAGGAGGCUCCCAAGGGCAUGCUGGCACGCGGCACCUACAACAUCAAGUCCAAGUUCACCGACGAUGACCAGCACGAUCACCUCUCAUGGGAGUGGAACCUCAACAUAAAGAAAGACUGGACAGACUGAGCGGCCUUGUACUGUAGCCUUCUCUCCUCUCCUCUUUUCUCCUCUCCUCUCUUCUCCUCAUCUGUUCAACUCAUGUUCUUCUCAUCAUCAUUCAUUCGUUCAUUCAUUCAUUCAUUAUUUUCUUUACUUCUUUCUUCCUUGAACGUCUCCUUGGUACCUCCUUAUAUUCCCUUUCUCCCCCUCUCCAUUGCUUCCUCCGUCCACAAGUUCACAUCCAUGCUUCAUCUGUCAGCCCCCUGGUUCAUCCACACUACCCCCCCCCUUUCC